Molecule: messenger RNA, 2277 nt
Organism: Pantherophis guttatus
Lineage: Eukaryota; Metazoa; Chordata; Lepidosauria; Squamata; Colubridae
Gene: USB1
Product: U6 snRNA biogenesis phosphodiesterase 1
Biological process (GO): U6 snRNA 3'-end processing
Cellular component (GO): nucleus
Molecular function (GO): 3'-5'-RNA exonuclease activity
Source: RefSeq, a predicted model, not a curated record
UCGGUUUCCUCUUCCGGCCAUGAGGGCGGCGUUGGUGGACUACAGCAGCUCCGGCUCGGAGGACGAGAGCGAGGCCGCCGCCGCCGCCCGGGAAAAGAGCAGCGGGGACGCCCGGUCUGGCCCGGCGGGCGGCCGCGGUUUCUCCCCUCCGGGCAGCAGAGCUGCAGUGCCCUCCCUCCCCUUGCCAGACAGCGUGCGGAGGAUGUUCAAGGAUCAGGAAGAGAAGGAAAGGGUGGUGGAUGACUGCAGUAAACAUGAAGGCCGCCUGCGGACAUUUCCUCAUGAACGAGGCAACUGGGCAACCCAUGUGUACAUGCCGUGCAAAGCUGGGGAGGACUUUCUGGAUUUACUGCAGCUCCUCCUAAUCUGUGGGCGCGCUUAUGUGCCUCUGCUGACGGGACAGGAAGAAUUCCACAUCAGCCUCUCUCAAGGUGUAGUGUUGCGCCAUCACUGGAUCAACUCUUUUGUCCAAUCCCUCAAAGAACGCUUGUCUUCCUGCCACAGAUUCAUCUUCAGAGCUGAUCAAAUGAAGGUUUAUACCAAUGAGACCAAAACCAGGACCUUUGUUGGCUUAGAAGUCUCUUCAGGACAUUCUCAGAUGUUGGAGUUGGUUUCAGAAGUGGAUGAAGUAAUGGAGGAAUUUAACCUAAUGCCUUUUUACAAGGAUCCCUCGUUCCACCUGAGCCUCGCCUGGUGUGUGGGGAAUAUGUCGGAAGCCCUCGGAGGCCAGUGUAUUCAGGAAAUGCAGGAGAUUGUGGAUGACUUUGAGGAGUCAACCCACUUGCUGCGAAUUCCUGGGACUGAAGUCCGUUGCAAAUCUGGCAAUAAGGUCUUCUCGUUUCCUCUGAGAUAGAGAAGCCCAGGAACAAUAACAAUCAAUUUGCAGUAGAAACCAUCAGCCCUUUUCCAAAGAUGGUCAGGGGUGCCACCGGAUUCCCAUGAAGUCCAUUGGGAGCUCAACUACCCAUGGCAGCAGUAGACUAUCCAACAGCACAUUUCAGAGCCACGGCAGUUAAUGCCCUCAGGCCUCUGCCAGGCCAGCUCCUACUUUGUUCCACUCCAGUUCUCAGCUGCUGGAGAAACACAAAGUAUGGGAGCCAGUGAGAUGUUUCUCCAAGCUGCAGGAUUUUGUUUUGUAGAAGGCUGAUCUCGGGGCGAGAGGCUGCCGGAGGAUGCCUUGGGCAUGGCGUCUGGUCAUUUUGAGAGUGGACCACAGGUGAAAUGAAGAAAAGGAGAGCCAAUUUUCUUCAUUGUCGGUUUCAGACACUUUGCUGAAAGGGUUCAUCAAAGCUUCCUGGAUAAGUGACUGCUCAGAACCUGCUUUGAUUGUUCCGUUGGAAUUGUGGCAAAAAAAUCAUAAACGGGAUAAAGUAAGAAAUGUGUAUUGGAGCAUUGGAGUUAGAUGAGCUCUCCCAGGCACAUACUGACAAAAUACUGAAUUCCUCUAGGCCAGAAUCCAAACUGAACCUUUCAUUUGUCCAUCAAAAGUACAGCAGUGGCCUUGAACGGCAUUCAGAUAUCCCUAACUUACGAGAACUGGAAAAGGUAAACUCAGUGCGAUCCAUGCUUAUUUCCCUGCUUUCUGGAGAGGAACCGGGCAGGGCUGUGGAAAAAGACUCACCUUGUUCCCCUGAAGAGCGUGAUCUAGGUAAUUUUGAGAUUUGUUUCCCGCAUUCUCAUGAUCCAAGAAAGAAACUUGUGAAUGCAAUAAAUCAAAAUACCGGCUGAGAAAUGUGAUGGGGCAGAUCACAGAACUGAAAUGUUGCAAGCUUUUGGCUUAGUCAGUUUCUAUUGGCCCUCCCUAAUAGGAAUCCCUCCAGUAGCGCCAACUUCAGCUCCUGUGAGCUCCUGCCUUUUGGGGAUACAGCAGUUAUUGCCAAUGUUGUCCUGGUGGGCUUUGGGCCCCUUCUAUUAAAUGUCAUUUUAUGGGAAGUGUGCCUUUUCUGCUCACCCCAUCCCCCUGGGACCGCCUUCCCUGUGGUUCCCAAAUGCCCUCAAGAGCUCCGAUGUGUCGGUGGGACCCCCAUUGGGUUGAUGAUUUGAUUGGUUUAGUCGGGGCUGCCCAGGGAGUGUUAUGUUUUUGACUUUAUUGUUUUCUGUUUGUAAGCUUCCUAUAUUCCGUGGGGUGGACGGCUAUAAUAAAUUGAAAUAAGUAAUGUAUUUUGUUAGAGAAAGUGUACUAAGCCAGGACAAAAUGUGAAUGUUAAGGCAGAAUUUUUUCAAUGCCCAAUACAUUAUUUCUCUUGUAACUAAUGAAUAAAGACUAGAUUGUCUGUC